Vespula pensylvanica (western yellowjacket) is the source of this 2032-nucleotide messenger RNA. RefSeq lists its product as uncharacterized. NCBI's taxonomy places the organism in Eukaryota, Metazoa, Arthropoda, Insecta, Hymenoptera, Vespidae. The coding region runs from base 26 to 2020 and encodes 664 amino acids. The record is from RefSeq and is a predicted model, not a curated record. The transcript has 4 exons.
AUAAAAAAAAAUAUAAGUGUGGAACAUGUCGAAAACGAAGAAGAAUUCACAUAGCAGCGAGGAAUUUAGUACAUCGUAUUCUUCUUCUUCUGUAUCAUCUGACGAGGAGAUAGAUGCAAGAGAUUUAAAACCUAUGAAAGAUUAUCUUUCGAAUCGUAGGGAAUUAGCACGUCAACUUUUUAAAUCUGUUAAGCCUGAAAAAAUACGUAUGAUGCUACCACAAGCAUUAAAGAAAAUGGAUUUUGAAGAGUUAGAAGAAUGGUGUGCUAGCGAAUUAAGCGGGAUGUCCAAAACUCGAGUAUUAUGUAUUUUGGAUGGGAAACCUAUGUUAGAAUCGUCUGAUACUAGUGAAUCGGAUGAAUCAGGUCCUUCUUUAGAAAUUAUAUCUGAUACUGAGGAAUGGCUUACCGAGGAUGAUAAUAUUAAAAAAGAAGAUGGUAUGUCUGGAAAAAUAAAAGUAAAGAAACAUAAGAAUACAAGUAAGGUAAAGUCACAGAGUAAUAACAAAAAGGAGGAUGUAGGAAAUUAUAAGUUAAAAGCUAAGAAUACUAAUAAAGAUGGAAGCAAUAAUAAGUAUAAAGAUAUCAAAGUUAAAAAGGAGGAAGAGAAAGAAACUGGUAAAGAAAAAGAAGCGGAUAGUUUGUUAGAUUUGUUAGAAUUAGAAAUGCGUGCUAGGGCUAUAAGAGCUUUGAUACGUAAAGAAGAUGAUAUAAUACCAAAUUCGAGUGAAUCCAAAACAUUGGCAAAUAAUGGUGCAGUUGAAGAAAAUCAUGUUAAUAAAUCUAGACAAGAUGAAAUAAGUGCAAAAGAGAAUUGUCGACGACAAUUAGAAAAAAUUAUAAGUUCUCAAAGAAUGGAUGGAGAUGAAGAAGAUGUAGUGUUGGUAGUUCAACCUACCCCGACAAUUGAGUUAUUAUCUAGUGAAAGUGAAAAUGAUGAAAUUGGAACAAGGGUAAAUCAAAAAUUAGAAAAUGAACGUAAAAUAGAAAGUACAACGAAUCUGAAUAAUAAAAAUAAUGUUACCAGUUCUACAGAACAAGGAGUUAGAGAAUCAAGAAUAGUAGAGGGAAGAGAUAAUGAUAAAAAAAUUAAUAAUACCAAUGAAGAAAUAUCUCAUCUUCAUACUUCACAUAAUAAAAGUAAUUCUUCAUUGUCAUCUACAAAUAUUGCAGAUAAUACCAUAAAACGUAAAAAAGUGAAAAAGAAAUCACAUUCAAAAUGUGAAGUGAGAUCUGAAAGUUCUUUAAAUACAAAUAGUAAAUCUAAUGAAUGUUCAGGAAAGAAAGAAGAGAAACUUUGUGUGCUUGAAGAAAAAGAGAAAAUAACAGAAAAUAUAUUGAAAGAAGAAGAACCUGCCCCUUCUGUGUCAUAUUCAAAACAAAAAGUUAUUUCUGAUGAGGAUAAAUUGGCUGAUUUUGAGGAAAUAAUCGAUUUAGAUAAUUACUCUGACGAUAUGGAUGACUUGGAAAAUUGUGAUAAUGAUAAAAAUAAAUAUAAAGAUAAAGAAAAAAUUAAAAAUAAAGAUAAUAGUACUAUAAAGGAACAAAAGAGUUCACAGGUGGUAGACAAUAAUUCAUCCAAUUCACAGAAAUUAAAAUCAGCUGAAACUUGGGCAACUCGUUAUUAUCAAACAGACGAUGUUCAAAACGUUAUAAAAGAAUCAAAAAUACAAUCUGAAAUCCGCAAACGUUUAAGAGAACGUCAGAGACUUUCUAAACUUACUAAUUCACCAAAUUUAAAUUCUUCACCAUCUCGUGUACCAGAAAUUAAUAAUGAUAAGGUAGAAACGAAACCUACUGGUUCCGUAGAAGAGUAUUUAGCUUUGAAACAAGCAACCCAAUCAAAUUUGAAUACAGGUAGCGACAUUAGUGAUAAUUCUGUUAGUACACAAGAAAAAGAUAAAUGCAUGAAUACAUGCAGUGAAAAAAACGUAGUUGCGAAAGAUGAAAAAUUAAUUGCUUCUGUAAAUGAAGAAGAUGUACAAAAAUCAAUUGUAACUACUGUAAAUAAUAAUAUAUAAAUUUUUUAAUUA